Molecule: messenger RNA, 453 nt
Organism: Echinococcus granulosus
Lineage: Eukaryota; Metazoa; Platyhelminthes; Cestoda; Cyclophyllidea; Taeniidae
Exons: 2
Coding region: 1-453 (150 amino acids)
Source: RefSeq, a predicted model, not a curated record
AUGUCACUAACAUGUCAUCUCGCCUAUGCCACACACACUAGUCUUCCCCACACUCUCCCACCCGAUACUUCUCUCGGCUUCCAAACCACCUCUGCAAACAUCUCCAACCACCCGAGUCCACGUUACACAGCAGCACCAAUCGCAGCUGCUCGUGAAUGUUAUAUAAGGCAGACUGGCAAGCAUUGGAAUCAGCUUGUGCAACUAGCAACGAUGAAGACUUGUCUCGCAUUCCUCCUGCUAUCACUCAUCUACUUGGCCCUCGUGGAAAACGCGGCACCUGCUGCAGGUGAAACAGUAACUCCACUUUUUGUGAUGGAUGGUCCAACAAGAUCAACUAAGCCAAGUUCCGACUCCAAGAAUCCCCAGUCGACAACCUCCACUGCAGCCUCCAUCUCGCCCUUCUUCCACACCUGUCUUUCCACACUCUUUCUUCUUCUGCCUCAAUACAUCUGA